Messenger RNA from Cannabis sativa, 392 nucleotides. RefSeq lists its product as uncharacterized. The coding region runs from base 6 to 392 and encodes 128 amino acids. The transcript has 3 exons. Gene Ontology annotation, molecular function: zinc ion binding. NCBI's taxonomy places the organism in Eukaryota, Viridiplantae, Streptophyta, Magnoliopsida, Rosales, Cannabaceae. The record is from RefSeq and is a predicted model, not a curated record.
CAACUAUGACUUCAAACAUUGCUGAAUCUCUAAAUGCAGCAAACUUGGCAGCUAGAGAGCUACCAAUCACAACACUGAUGGAGUCAUUGAGAGCAUUGAUUCAACAAUGGACAUACACAAACAGGAAAAAAGCACAGAAAACAACAACAUUUUUAACACCUACAGCAGAAAAGAAAUUAGUCGACAACUUUGUGGAAUCAUUGACAGAAAAUGUAAAACCAAUAAACGAGACCAUGUUCGAAGUCAUUGAACUAACCAGAUCAUGGGUCAUCAACCUCAAGGAGAAAACAUGCAGUUGCAACAGAUUCCAACUUGAUGAGUUACCGUGUGCUCAUGCGCUUCUUUGUUAUAAAAGAGAUGAACUUGAAUUUUUAAAGGCAGUCAGUCAAUAA